Molecule: messenger RNA, 1338 nt
Organism: Entamoeba invadens IP1
Lineage: Eukaryota; Evosea; Mastigamoebida; Endamoebidae
Exons: 1
Coding region: 1-1338 (445 amino acids)
Source: RefSeq, a predicted model, not a curated record
AUGCAAAUUGUCACAAAAUACUUAAUGAAUCCCACCGACUUUAUUAAUAUUGUUUGUGUAUGUAAAAAGUAUCAGUAUAUGCUUGAAAGAAUUAGAAUCAACCCAAUACAAAUAACACCGCAAAAUAUGAAUUUAUUUCCUAAUAUUCAAACACAAAAUAUGUUUUCUCCGUUCGAUAUAAAACUUACAAACACGAAUAUUGAGCGACUUCAAUACUCUUAUCUAGUUUCUUAUGACAAAUUUUUAGAAGAAAAGAAACGCUUUAAUAUUUGUCCUUUUGUAAAAUACACAAAAGAAGACAGAAAAAAGUAUGGCAACACAAUUCCCCAAAAUGUGUGUUGUAUUGACAACAACUGUUUUAAAAAUUGUGAGGAAGAAGUGAUAACCAUCCCAAAUAACAUUCGAGUUAUUUUAAAUAAGGCUUUUACAUUAGCACGUAUCCGAGAAAUUGAAAUACCAAAUUCUGUGACGUUUCUUGGCGAUAGCGUGUUCGAUGGAUGCACCAAUUUAACACGUGUUGAACUUCCAUCUUCACUUCAACACAUCCCCGAACAAACUUUUAAAAAAUGUGUGUCUUUAAAAGAAGUUAAAAUACCAUCAUCCAUCACUGCAUUUGGAAGUGACUGUUUUGGUCCGGACUGUGGGAUGGAGUCCAUUGUUGUUGCACCAAAUAUUUGUGUUUCGUUUUAUGCAUUUGAAUUUUCCAAUCUAAAUCACAUUGAAUUUGUUGGUCAAUCAAUCAUAGCAGAUCAUGUGUGCGACCAUUGUUUGUUAUUGAAAAGUGUGAAAAUGGACACCAUAGUAAAGGUCAUUGGAAGUUACGCGUUUCGUCAAUGUGAAAAACUUGAGGAUAUCAAUGUCCCAUCAUCACUUCAAAUUAUCAACACAUCCGCUUUUGAAAAGUGCACUUCUUUAAGCAAAUUUGUAAUUCCAAAUAAGCUUCUGUGUAUCAAUCCACGUGCAUUUUAUAAUUGUUCCAAUUUAAAAGAAUUGAAUUUCCCAGAUAACACCAAAUUUUGUGGCAUUAAAAUUUUUACUAAUUGCACUCAGUUAAGUUCAUUGACACUUCCAAAUUUUAAUGGUAAAUUGACAUUCGCAAUCAGUAAAGAGGAAGAGGAAAUUAUGAAUAAAUUUGGGUAUACUGCACUUGAUGUUGUUACUGAUGUUGAUGAUGAAAGCCCUCCAGUAUACAACAAUGACGAAGAAAAACUUGCAGACGAGAAAUUGCACGAAGUGAAGACCAAUUCCAAGUGCAAUGAAGUUGUGUUGUACAAUUUAGAACAAUGUAAAGUGUUUGAUUUACGCGAUGCGGAAAAAAUCAGUGGACAACGUUUUUGA